UUCUUGGAGCCUUGCGGGAGAAAGUGCCGCUACGUGCACUCGGAGCCUGCAGGGUCUGUCUGUCCGCUCCAGCCAAAGUCCGCCGUCUGCGCGCAGUGGCGCCGGCUUCCCUGCACGUGCUGUUGCGGAGAAUGCCCUAGGGGUGGCCAGCAUUGGGUGGCAUGGGAGGGACAUGGUCAAACCCGUCUCUCUGCAGAUGGCAUCGGGUAGUCCUGAUGCCCCUUGUUCCUGUGACUGCUUUGUCUCGGUGCCCCCGGCUUCAGCCAUCCCGGCAGUGAUAUUUGCAAAGAAUUCGGACCGACCUCGAGAUGAGGUGCAGGAAGUGGUGUUCGUACCAGCAGGCACUCACACCCCUGGGAGCCGGCUCCAGUGUACCUACAUCGAGGUGGAACAGGUAUCAAAGACACACGCUGUGAUUCUGAGCCGCCCUUCUUGGCUGUGGGGGGCUGAGAUGGGUGCCAACGAACAUGGUGUCUGCAUUGGCAACGAAGCUGUGUGGACCAAGGAGCCUGUUGGGGAAGGGGAAGCCUUGCUGGGCAUGGACCUACUCAGGUUGGCUUUGGAACGGAGCAGUACUGCCCAGGAGGCCGUGCAUGUGAUCACAGGCUUGCUGGAGCGCUAUGGGCAGGGGGGCAGCUGCCGUGAGGACCCCACGCCAUUCUGCUACCACAACACCUUCCUACUGGCUGACCGGAUGGAGGCCUGGGUGCUGGAGACAGCUGGCAAGCUGUGGGCUGCUCAGAGGAUUCAGGGGGGUACUCGAAACAUCUCCAACCAACUGAGCAUUGGCACAGACAUCUCGGCUGAACACCCCCAGCUCCGAAGUCACGCCCAGGCUCAGGGCUGGUGGGUUGGACCGGGCACCUUUGACUUUGCACAGGUUUUCUCCCUGACACAGCAGCCUGUGCGCAUGGAGGCCGCCAAGGCCCGGUUCCGGGCUGGCUGUGAGCUGCUGCAGCAGCGGCAAGGGAGCGUCACCGCAGAGGCGAUGAUGGACAUUCUCAGGAACAAGGACAGUGGCAUCUGCAUGGACUCUGGAGGGUUCCGCACCACAGCCAGCAUAGUAUCUGUCCUGCCCCAGGAUCCCACACGACCCUGUGUCCACUUCCUCACUGCCACACCAGACCCAUCCAGGUCGGUGUUCAAACCUUUCAUCUUUGGUGUGGGCGUGGCUCAGGCCCCACAGGUACUAUCUCCUACUUUUGGAGCCCAGGACCCUGUUCGGAUCCUGCCUCGAUUCCAGACUCAGGUGGAUCGUCGACAUUCACUCUACCGUGGACACCAGGUGGCCCUGGGGAUGAUGGAGAGUGAGCAGGCACGGGGACAGCAGCUCCGGCAGAAGCAGCGGGACUUGGAGCAGGAAGGCUUGGAGGCUGUGCGUGGACUGCUGGCCUGUGAACAGACCCCACUUCCCCAGGAUCUGGGCAGCCUCUUCCAGGCCUUUGUGGAGAAGGAGUGUCAGGCCUACACCUAAGCACUAAGCUUGUAGCUCCUCCUGGUCCACUGAGUGCAGGAGCCCUGGGGCCAGAUGCUCUGAGCUGGUGGGGGGUAGGGUCAGUGAUCCCUUUGUACCCCUCAGCUGGGUUCUGAGUAACCUUUGCUUUAAUAAAGUGUUUUAUUUCCUUGCUCAGUGAA
Messenger RNA from Jaculus jaculus (lesser Egyptian jerboa), 1635 nucleotides. It is a transcript of the gene Scrn2, whose product is annotated as secernin 2. The record is from RefSeq and is a predicted model, not a curated record. Gene Ontology annotation, biological process: proteolysis. The transcript is spliced from 7 exons. NCBI's taxonomy places the organism in Eukaryota, Metazoa, Chordata, Mammalia, Rodentia, Dipodidae. The coding region runs from base 173 to 1474 and encodes 433 amino acids. Gene Ontology annotation, molecular function: cysteine-type exopeptidase activity; dipeptidase activity.